UCGCCUUAUAGCUGGAAAGAAGCAAGUCGAUCUAAGUGCUGAAUCGGUUCAACGUUAAGCCAUUUUCUAAAAAAUUUCAUUGUCGUGAAAUUUAAUGCAAGAAGGGGAGCCUUGCCCCCUCCUACAAGCUCCGCGCUGUUUUUGCAAUAGUCAUUGCUCAGCAGCCGAUCUCAAGAAAACGUGGAGACGCUCAAGGGAGGAGGAACGAGUCAUACAUUCUGUUGGUCCAUCCCCGUGGUGGUGUGAGACGCUAGCCAGGAAUAAAGUGCUAUAUUUUUUGGGAAGAGUGCGACCAAUAAGCAUAGCACUGCAGUCUGGAACCUUCCAAGAGCAAGCUGAGUUAAACGCUUCUCUUUCAGUUUUCACCGAAGAAAAGAAAACACUCACACUUCUUCCCUGCCUACAAAAAUGUUCAGCUGGUUGGGUACUGAUGACAGACGAAGAAAAGACCCUGAAGUAUUUCAUACUGUAAGUGGGGGUCUUAAAAAACUCUACAAAACCAAGUUGCUCCCUCUGGAAGAGUACUACAGAUUCCAUGAGUUUCAUUCUCCUGCUCUUGAAGAUGCUGACUUUGACAACAAGCCCAUGGUCCUGCUUGUGGGACAAUAUUCCACUGGGAAGACCACCUUCAUAAGGUACCUUCUUGAACAAGAUUUCCCUGGAAUGAGGAUUGGGCCGGAGCCUACGACUGAUUCCUUCAUUGCAGUGAUGCAGGGGGAUGUGGAAGGUAUCAUUCCUGGAAACGCACUGGUAGUGGAUCCUAAAAAGCCGUUCAGGAAACUCAAUGCCUUUGGCAAUGCCUUCUUGAACAGAUUUGUAUGUGCUCAACUGCCAAAUCCGGUACUAGAAAGCAUCAGCAUUAUUGAUACUCCAGGAAUCCUUUCUGGGGAGAAACAAAGAAUUAGCCGAGGCUAUGACUUUGCUGCUGUCCUGGAGUGGUUUGCAGAGCGAGUGGACCGUAUCAUUCUCCUCUUUGAUGCCCACAAGCUAGAUAUCUCAGAUGAAUUCUCAGAGGUCAUCAAAGCACUGAAGAACCAUGAGGACAAGAUGAGGGUAGUGCUAAACAAAGCAGACCAGAUUGAGACACAGCAGCUUAUGAGGGUUUAUGGUGCUCUCAUGUGGUCUUUAGGGAAGAUUGUCAAUACUCCCGAGGUGAUCAGGGUCUACAUUGGUUCCUUCUGGUCCCACCCGCUGCUGAUCCCAGAUAAUCGCAAGCUAUUUGAGGUAGAGGAGCAAGACCUCUUCAGAGAUAUCCAGAGUCUUCCUCGCAACGCAGCACUUCGGAAACUGAACGAUCUCAUUAAACGAGCACGGCUAGCCAAGGUUCAUGCUUACAUCAUCAGCUCACUGAAGAAAGAAAUGCCAUCUGUAUUUGGAAAAGAUAAUAAGAAGAAAGAGCUUGUGAACAACUUGGGUGAGAUUUAUGCACGGCUUGAGCGGGAGCAUCAGAUUUCACCAGGAGACUUCCCUAAUCUGAAAAAGAUGCAGGAGCAGCUGCAGGCUCAAGAUUUCAGCAAGUUCCAGCCCCUUAAGAGUAAACUGCUGGAUGCUGUGGAGGAUAUGCUAGCCAGUGACAUUGCACAGCUCAUGGUGCUGGUGCGCCAGGAAGAGUCCCAGAGGCCUGUCCAGAUGGUGAAAGGGGGAGCCUUUGAAGGCACCCUGCAUGGCCCAUUUGGACACGGCUACGGCGAAGGGGCAGGAGAAGGAAUUGAUGAUGCAGAGUGGGUGGUGGCAAGGGACAAGCCCAUGUAUGAUGAGAUCUUCUACACGUUGUCACCUGUGGAUGGGAAGGUAACUGGGGCUAAUGCCAAGAAGGAGAUGGUGAGGUCCAAGCUGCCCAACACAGUGCUGGGCAAGAUAUGGAAACUGUCUGACAUUGAUAAAGAUGGGAUGCUGGAUGAUGAGGAAUUUGCUUUGGCUAAUCAUCUCAUAAAGGUCAAACUGGAAGGUCAUGAGCUCCCGAAUGAGCUUCCUUCCCAUCUCAUCCCGCCAACUAAGAGGAAAUUAGCAGAGUGAUAAGCCUACUAAUAAGAGAUUGGGGGAGGGGGGGAAAUGGAAGGAAAGGGAAUAUGCUUCUUGUAUGUUUCAGCUGUGAGGUCACCUUUUGAGUUAUGAUGACUUCUCUGUGUGAAGACCAACUGGAUGCAAAAAUCAUGUCCAGUUCUUUUUCAUGAAGAUAUGCAAUUAACUCUUCCCAUAUAUGAUUCUUGCUUCCCAAUCUAUGUUAAUAUAAAAGGAAACUGAUGGUGGAAAUGGAAGGAGUGGCAAAGGCUGUGUUAUAUAGAGAUACAGUCGACGAUGGCUUCUGUCAUUCAGUCAAGUGCCCCCGGCUUGUGAAAUUCUUGUUGAAUUUGUCCCCAAGCUGUAGAUAUGCAUUGUAAUUGCUGACAGGCCCCAAGCUAAAACCUGAGCUGAAACAUACCUCUAGGUGAGAGUGGUGCUUAAAAAUUGCACUUGAAUCUAAAGCAUUUUUACAUGGCCAAAAUUAUUUUUUCUGAGACAGUCUUCAGUUCCUGUUCAGUCUUCCUGCCUGUCUGCUGUGUUUUUAUUGAUUACUCGUGGUACAAUUUUGUCUUCAGGAUAACUUGGGGGGAGGGGAGAGAAUAGCAGACAAGACCCCCUUUUCAGGUAUUUAACAUUGCAUUUGACAUUUGACCUUUGAGGAAAAGGAAGCAGGCCUUCCCAGGGUUUUGGAAACUCUGGAUUUCAAUUUAGGGCCUUGAAUCCUUUUCUAGUUAUCUCUCUGCCCACUUGCAAAUGCUGUUGGGAUUCUGUGACAUUUCAGUUUGAGCAGGGUGGAGCUGGAGUUUAGUCAGUCUCAAAUGAUAGCACAAGCCAAAGAAAGUGUGAGAGGCAAGUAGGACUAGCAAGCCUCUUGCACAGAAAUAAUAGCAAACUCCGGGGCAGGUACCAAAGUAGAGGCAAGUGUUUCCUGGCAUCUUCUGCCCCUAGAACUAGGCCAAGCUCCUCACACUGCUUCAAAUGUUCAUUUUGCCGUGCCUGGACUAAUAAUGCCUUGGAUCCAGUGCAGCAUUUCUGUGAGUAGAAGGAUUUCUGCCCACAGAGUUUUCCAUUCUUGCUCCUCUCCCCCCCGCCCCCAGCUGCAGUUUAAAAUUCCCGUCACUCAGGUGCU
Gekko japonicus is the source of this 3133-nucleotide messenger RNA. RefSeq names its product EH domain containing 3 (gene EHD3). The record is from RefSeq and is a predicted model, not a curated record. Gene Ontology annotation, cellular component: cytoplasm; plasma membrane. The transcript is spliced from 6 exons. The coding region runs from base 409 to 2016 and encodes 535 amino acids. Gene Ontology annotation, molecular function: GTP binding; calcium ion binding; protein binding. Gene Ontology annotation, biological process: endosomal transport; endocytosis. Lineage: Eukaryota; Metazoa; Chordata; Lepidosauria; Squamata; Gekkonidae.